Aphanomyces invadans is the source of this 1109-nucleotide messenger RNA. RefSeq lists its product as hypothetical. Gene Ontology annotation, cellular component: axoneme. Gene Ontology annotation, molecular function: dynein heavy chain binding. The transcript is spliced from 4 exons. NCBI's taxonomy places the organism in Eukaryota, Oomycota, Saprolegniomycetes, Saprolegniales, Verrucalvaceae. The record is from RefSeq and is a predicted model, not a curated record. Bases 5 to 532 code for a protein of 175 amino acids.
GAAAAUGUGCCUGAAACGUGGGACAGUUUCACUUUACCGUUACGUGGCGCUAGCGAACAGCAUGAUCGAGAGCACGUUGCCGUCGGCUCCGUUCACGCUUCUCAAGCAUGACGGUGCAUUUCUCGUGGAGACAAAUACCUUUGCUCGCGGAGCAGUGACUGAGUCCAAGCAACAAACUACACGUGGCACAACGGGCCAGUCAUUGGUGUCGCCCGAAAUCUUGAAGGCCAUGCUUCCAUCCAGAGAGUGGAAAGAUGAAAAUGGAAAGUGGCAGCAAAACGUGUCCAUGGAGCCUAGCAGUCGGGCAGAAGUGUUGGAGCUCCAGGAAACAUUGGCGUCCAACUUGGUCAAGGAGCAGGCAAAACAAGUGGGCAUCUGUGCAAAUCGAGAGCGACUGCACGCGCAAUUGUUUGAUGAAAUCAUUCGACAAGUAACCCUGGCGUGCCCUGAGCGUGGUCUUUUGCUCAUGCGCGUCCGGGAUGAAAUACGCAUGACCAUAGCGGUAUACCAAGCACUGUAUAACACGAGGUAGAUCAUCUCUGAGUCUUGUCAAGCAACUCAUGCAAGUCAACAAGUUUGUCCUUUGGAUUACGUAAGACUGUCCUUGCCGAAGAGGGGACCCAGGAAGUCGAAGACAAAAUUGCAGGACUUGAAGACGAAAUUAAGCAAUUGAAGGAGGAAGCGCUGCAAUGGUCCCAUCGCAGUAUGAUCUUGCAAAGCCACUACGCCAACGAGCGAGAGAAGCGAACGACUCAACAAACCAACGUCGUUGCAGCGCUCCAAGCACAAAUCCACCAGUUUGAAGCCUUUCGAGACUUGACCAAGUAAUGAUACGAGGGAUUUCUUCCGUUGCUGUAUUACCAUUCUUCAACUACAGUCGUUUCAAUGAUGGUGGGCACGUGAGCCUUGGCGCCACUAGCUUCUCCGGCUCUCCAUCCUCCAGUGUCGUCGCUGUUGUCCGAAUCGUCGGCGUCUGAAUCGAUGGCCCGAGGCUUGGAGUACGAUUCCAGUUCCAUCUGCGAUUUCGCCAUUCGGAUCAUUUCCAUCGAGAGCCUCGUCGAACGAUGUGCGUGCUCGGACACUACUUUUCAAGUGACAGGCGAGUGAAC